Amorphotheca resinae ATCC 22711 is the source of this 2397-nucleotide messenger RNA. RefSeq lists its product as hypothetical. Gene Ontology annotation, molecular function: protein binding. The record is from RefSeq and is a predicted model, not a curated record. The transcript is spliced from 2 exons. Bases 1 to 2397 code for a protein of 798 amino acids. Lineage: Eukaryota; Fungi; Ascomycota; Leotiomycetes; Helotiales; Amorphothecaceae.
AUGAUCCAGACUGGCCAGGGUUAUACUGUUGCGCCCCCUAGCAGCGACAGUAUAGGGUUGGACAGUUCCGAUGAGAGAUCAGACCCCGACGAUAGAUUAGAUCACCACCACCUUAUCGACGAUGAAGACCAAGAUAUGUCAGAUAUGUCGGAUGGCGGUGCCGCUUUGACUGAAGAUUCACCUCAUGAUGGAGACCCUUCAGACACAACACUAUCGCAUGCGGAACAGCUAAAUGCUGAGAUGGAUAUGCUGGACGCCGAGGUUAUGGGCCAGGACAACCUGGAUGACUUAUUUCUGGAUGCGCAUUUCCAUCAUUCAAUGAUGGCCGGGGAACUUCCACUUUACUACCCCGAUCCCGUUCAUGGGCCUAACCCCCAAUUUGCGCAACCCUCUGCCGACUUCGAGGAUGAUCUAGAAUAUGAUGGAUUCAUCCCUCAAGAAGCAGACGCUACCAAUAUGCCGGCAGCCACGUCGGAAGAGUCUCUAGAAUCAGAGCAUCUUCAAGAUGGAGAAGAGGGUACGGAACCCACAGAUGGCCAAGGCGCGCAGCAUGAUGGUAUCGCAGCCCACAGUAUACUACCCCCUCCCUUUCCUACUCUGUCUUCUGCGGGUGUUGGGGAGCCUGUCAAUUAUAUACAGAAUGGUUUCAUUUCGUUGGCGGAGAUAUCCGCUGCCACUCCACAUGCGGUGGGUUUGGCUCUGGGGCCAAAUAAUGUGCCGCAUGUCUGGGUCCACGGGGGAUGGACACCUCCACCCGGGACAGAGGUCUUGAUGCCAGACCAGAGCCACCAGGCCAUUUCUCAAUUCAACUAUACAGACGUUAUCACAGAUGAUGAGCUCGUAUCUGAAGCUGACCCGAUUGAAGUGGAUGACCAGUUUAAUCUCAGUUUAGUGGACUUCCUCUAUACUUGGGGAAGGAUCUCUUCACGGGAGGACGAAGCACACAGAAAGAUGGGCAAGGGACCCUCCCUACCAGCAAUCAUUAGACAGAGGGAUCUGAGAGAACUUCGGCCAACAGAGCGGAGGGAUCUGAAUGGAGAGAGGUGUGAUAUUCAAAGGAUCAAUUGGACGGAACUGGGAGUUUCCAGAUCAGAGGCAACACAAAUGCGUCGACGGACAUACAAGAACUACACUAACCUACGGCUUCCCCUACAGUGGCAUCCACGUUUGCAUGGUGCUCGGUUGCCAGAUAAUGAGAACUACUUCAAGUUUCGACGAAUGGAUUUUGACCACGAAAUUCAUCUGUCACAUUUCCAACUUCGAAACCUGAUGGCUUGUGCUUCACGUGAUCACAUCUUCUAUGCUGGCAAAUCGAAAGUUCUGCAAUACACCCCCACGAGAGGGUCGAACUCGACUGGUCCCGCUGCUACGGCUAUGGAUCUUACGGACCCUGUCGUUCAACCAUACCAUUCCUUCAGCGGCGGAAUCCAGAUCUCAACAUUAACAGUUGCACACGACAUGCUUGUUGCAGGUGGCUUCUGUGGAGAGUACGGCAUGGUGAACCUCAGAGCUAGCCGGCAUACCAAACACACCGAAGGUCUCAUAUCCGACCAUCCCAACAGCAUAACAAACCACGUUCAGGUCCACCUAUCGCGCAGUUCCUCUUUGCCUCUCGCUGCCUUUUCAUCCAAUGACAACUCCGUACGAAUCCUAGACAUCAGCACCAACAAAUUCAUCGCCGAACACAAGUACGAGCACGCCAUAAACUGCUCGACUAUCUCUCCAGACCAGCGGCUGCGAGCUCUGGUCGGCGACGACCGAAAAGUUCUGAUUUGCAACUCAGAUACUGGCGAGAUUCUCCAACAGUUGGAAGGCCACCGAGACUUUGGAUUUGCGUGUGACUGGGCUGAUGAUGGUUGGACCGUCGCUACCGGAAACCAAGAUAUGCAGGUCAAGAUUUGGGAUGCGCGGAAGUGGACAACAAGCCAAGGGGUUGCUUCUCCUAUCGCGACCAUUGCAGCGGAGAUGGCAGGUGUGAGGAAAUUGAAAUUCUCUCCUUGCGGUUCCGGCAAGAGGGUGCUGGUCGCAGCUGAACCGGCGGACUUCGUCAGUAUCAUCAAUGCCGAGACGUUCUCGAGCAAGCAGACACUCAACUUCUUUGGUGAGAUUGGGGGUGUAGACUUCACGAACGACGGGCAAGACCUCUUUAUUGGGAACUGCGAUAACAUGAGGGGCGGCAUCAUGGAGUUCGAGAGAUGUGAUCACGCGAGCGAGGCGCUCUAUGGACUCAGAGGGGGUGGAAAGCAGAGACAUCGAGCCGAGGCUAUGCAGAAAGCUUACGGAUAUGAUUGGGAUGCUUCGGACGAGGAGAUUAUAAGCCAUCCGAAGUCUCGAGGGACGGCUAUGCAUCGCGCUCGGAUGCCGGCAAUGUUGGGAACCACGAUGGCGCCUUUCUGA